AUGGGCAAGAAGUACCUGUUGUUCAUGGUGCAGGUGCACGUGAACUUUCGGAGGGCGGAGCUGGAGUCGCUUGCGGAGCUGCACGGCGUGAAGGUGGACUUCUCAUCUUACCGCGAGGACUCGCCGUUCAUGGUGGUGGAGCUGGAGGGCGAUGAGCAGGCGCGUCAGUGGAUACGCCGGGCGAUUCUCUGUAGGGCGAUCUACGAGUACUGGGGGGAGGGUGCGGACUACGCGGAGCUGCACGCGAGCGUCCGCGGCAACGCGGACGUGGCGGCCUACACGGCGGCAUGUCGGGAGUCUACGUUCAAGUUCGAGUUCGAAUCAUACGGCGGCGCGGGCAACGGGCGGUUUGACCGGGUGGCGCAGAUCGAGCAAUUUGCAUACCUGGGGCUGGAGGGUAAGAUCCGGCUGAAGGCGCCGCAGGAGACGUUCACGGUGGUGGAGCGGUACGAGAACGUGACGGAGAACAUUGGAGGCGAGAAGCCCGUGCAUCUGUACUUCGGGCGGCUAGUGCAGCGCAGCGACAGACUGCAAGGCGCGCUGGAGAAGUACGACCUCAAAAAGCGGCCAUACAAGGGCACGACGAGUUUCGAGGCGGAGCUGUCGCUAGUCAGCGCCAACAUCGCGCAGGUGAAGCCCAUGCACCUGAUGUACGAUCCGUUUGCCGGGACAGGGUCGUUUCUUGUGGCGGGCAGCCACUACGGCGCGCUUGUCGUGGGCUCGGACAUUGACGGAAGGAUGAUCCGCGGGAAGGGCAGCCAGACCAUAGGGGCCAAUUUCCGGCACUAUGGCGAAUCGCACCGCUUUCUCGACGUGCUGACGAUGGACUUCACGCAUAACGCACUGCGCGAGGGCCUCCCGGUGGACACGAUCCUGUGUGAUCCGCCGUACGGAAUACGUGAGUCGAUCAAGGUCCUCGGCGCGAGGGAGCCCGAGCGGUUUCGCGGCAAAGAAGACGUCGAGAUCGACGGCGUGAAGGCCUACCUGCGUCCCGACUACAUCCCCACCAAGAAGCCAUGCUCGCUGGACGCGAUGCUGGACCAGCUUCUCCAGUUUUCCGCGGAGCGGCUGCCAAUCGGUGGGCGGCUAGCGUUCUGGAUGCCCACCGCAAACGACGAUAACGUCGAAACUAUCGUUCCUCUGCAUCCGAACCUGGAGCUCCUGUAUAAUUGUGUGCAAGAGUUCAACAAGUGGUCCAGAAGGCUUCUGGUGUACGCCAACAGGGGUCCCGACUUUAACGGGCCGACCAACAGCGGCGCCCAGAGAACUAAAACUAAGUUUAGAGACCGCUAUUUCAGUGGAUUUAACUAA
This is a messenger RNA of Eremothecium gossypii ATCC 10895, 1311 nucleotides long. RefSeq names its product tRNA (guanine-N2-)-methyltransferase (gene TRM11). Gene Ontology annotation, cellular component: cytoplasm. Bases 1 to 1311 code for a protein of 436 amino acids. Lineage: Eukaryota; Fungi; Ascomycota; Saccharomycetes; Saccharomycetales; Saccharomycetaceae. Gene Ontology annotation, biological process: methylation. Gene Ontology annotation, molecular function: nucleic acid binding. The record is from RefSeq and is marked provisional. The transcript has a single exon.